UCCUGUCUGUCCCAUCCCAGAUAACUGCUCGCGUCCAUCAGUGAGGUUGCGCUCUUCACCUUUGCUUCAUCAGAAGGAGGCACCGCAGCCAAACACUGUUCACCCUGCUGGGAAUAUUUGGAUUUGUUCUUCACAUUCUUUUAGGCAGAAGAGUUUUUUUCAUUUCAUCCUGUUGGGUUGUUUGGAGCCCAAUUCAACUGGAGAGAUGCGGGACACGUGGAUUGAAGCGGGAUUUUCUCAUUUCUUGUAACUUUUUAAUCACGCCGAUACUUAAAGAUUCAGGAGCUGACGCCCGUCCAAAGCGCUCGCUGGUGUGAAUGUAUUCCGGUUCCUCAGUCCACAGACGGGUUGAGAGGCGGCGGGGCAGCUGGGGACACAGAGCGGCCGGGCACACCUCAUGACUCUGAACAAACAGAACAGAUGAAGCAGACUCACGCCUGACACUGAAAUGGAGCUCUGACGGUGCAUGUUGGACCGCAAUAACCCCAAACUUUCAAGAACUAACAUCAAAAUAUUCAUUUCUGAUUUAUGAUAUUAAUGUUGCCUGUCUUCCAUAGAUCUAUUAGCUAUAACUCUCCCACCACAUCACUCGCUCAUGUCUAUUAACUGGAGUAUAAAUAGUUGAACAAAAGGCAACUUUAGAGCAAGAGCCUGAAACCCGACUCCCUUACUGAUUCCUCCCUUUGUAACUCUAUAUCAUGGCAGGCAGGUGCAGGAGAGUGAUUCAGACCUGAAGAGACUGGUCCUGCUGCUGUCUGUACAGUACCUCUCCAAGGUGCUGGAGGAGAUUGAAGCGGCUUCCCAUCCUGUUGUUUAAAUGCCGACCACUCCCUCUCAGUUGAGGUCCUGGUUUCAGCCAUAGAGCGAUUGGGCACCAUUGACCUGGAGCGUGUGUGAGUGAGUUUUGAUUCCGAGGGCAGCAGACAGUCUGUUUCUCCUCAGUCAGGAUGGCUGCAGUUCAAGACCUGCUGCUGCUCCUCCCUCUGCUGUCCCUGGCACUUCAAGCAUCUGUGUGCCAUGGAGCCUGCGUGGAAGUAGAAUCGGACACUGAGGCGGCGGCCUACAGCUUCUUCAAAGUGGGCUGCAUCUCCUGUAAGCAAAGGGGCGAAGUGGAGGCUGUGGCGUCGGUCAACUGGUACUUCAAAGGGACGGAGGACACCAAUUUCACUCAUAUAUACAGUUACGAGAACAAAAAGGGUGAAGUCAAGAACGAGCGCUUCGAGUUCCGUCUGACCUGGGCGGGCAGCAAUGAGACCCUGGAUCUCCAGGACGGCUCCAUCUUCAUCCACAACGUGACCUACAACGACACCGGGACCUAUCACUGCGUGUUCAACCGCCGCCUCAUCUACACCAACUAUGAGUGUUUGAACAAGACGGCCAAGCUGAUCCACGUCAAGGUCGUGCCCAAACUCACCAGAGGGAUGGCAUCCAUCUUGUCCGAGGUGAUGAUGUACGUCUCCAUCAUCGGGCUGCAGUUCUGGCUGGUGGUGGAGAUGAUUUACUGCUACAGGAAGAUAGCAGCUGCGGGAGAGGAAGCCCUGAGAGAGAGCGCGGCGGAGUAUUUAGCAAUAGCAUCUGAAAGUAAAGAUAACUGUGCAGGUGUGCAGGUGGCAGAAUAGCAGCGGUCGAGGAAAAUAUCAAGGCGGCUUUAGUGAGAACUCUGGCGUCCACUAUCACUUCCUCUCACCGCCAUCACGUCACAUGACUGAAAGAAGGAUCACAUCAGCUCCGAAGUGCAAUGAGAGACAGAGUUAUUGGAUGAACUGAAAAACAGAGGCUGUAUAUCGGAGAUCAAACAUGCAAAGAUCAUCUCUGAGGUCACAUGUCAUGCGUACAUAUGUAUUGUUUACCUGCAUGUCCAUGAUAAUAUGAGGCAAAAGACAGCUUUUUACAACAAGCAUCUACACGUCUGAGAAUAUUUUACGGCAUCGUACUCAGAUUGAAUUACUUUAGUUUAGGGAAAACAACCAAUAGAAUAUAACUAGUUGGUGAUGAAGACUAUAAUCAAAUAUGCUGUUCAUCGUACUUACUACUCUAGUUUUACUGUACUAGGACGCCUUCUUAUUUUGGUGAUACGUCAACUUUAAAGUCAAUUUAUUUAAAACUUAUUUAAAAUAAAAGAUUAUUUCCGAAAUUGUAUAUUAAUUCUACAAUUAGAUAUAUUAGCUAACUUAUUUCAUGUCAGUUAGAAUAUUAUAAUAUAAUAAUAUUACAUUUUUGAUAUAAAUAGCUCACUUUUGAGUGAAAAAAAACAAAAACUAGCAACAGCUACUUAGUUAUUUAAUCAUCCUAAAAAUUACUGCCAGAAAAGUUGAGCUGUAAUUUGGGGUGAAACAAAUGAAUUUUUUAAGGUAAUGGAUAGGUUAUACUAUAAAAAUGCAAUUGUUCAAAGGUGGCUUAAGUUUCAUGUGACCUUGUCUAACGUUCUUUCCCAAGUGAAACCUUCUCCUUUAAAAUGUUUUCAUCUCAACACACAUUUACAUUUCAGCUACUGUCGAGCUUUUAUCAACAGAAUAACACUGUGAGAGUAAACAAAAGCGAAACCCUUCAGCACGUCUAACUAUUGUCACCCGUGAGUGGAACCAUCUUCAGUUGUCUGCUUUGCUCUCACCGUGUUGUGUACAUUUAAGGGCUUAGUAAAGUGUUUUUAUAAGACCACGCUUCCAUUUAGAAUUCCAUUGUGCCUCUCCGAAUGGCGCUGGUGGAACCAAAAUAAGAAGAGAAAAGUCAAAUCAAAAACUCUUCUUGCCUUUGAUAGGAAUUAAUGACGGGCAGCCAAACACUGCCACUUAUUUACAGCCUUUACUUAGGGGCCCAGAAAUGAUCUGACAUCUUAAACUGCCAACAUUUUAAUGCAACACAAACUUAAAAUCACUUUUAUUCAGUAAAUCUUUGACUGACUACAUAAUGGGCUAUCUUCAUAACUUCAAGUUGCCUGAAACUAACGCACAAAGAUGGGGAAAUAUCAAUAAAUAAACUAUUAAAACAAAAUAAAAACCUUUGUUUUUUGUCGUUACUUGUAGUGGUAGUUGUUGCCACAAGAUGUCUCUGUUGACAAAGAAACAAAUGUGUAUUCAGGGUAAACGCUAUGUUGCCGCAGCAAAUGCUGAAACUAUUUUUGACUAUUUUUAAUAACUUUUAAUCGUAU
This is a messenger RNA of Synchiropus splendidus (mandarinfish), 3148 nucleotides long. RefSeq names its product sodium channel, voltage-gated, type I, beta a (gene scn1ba). Gene Ontology annotation, biological process: sodium ion transport; regulation of heart rate by cardiac conduction; cardiac muscle cell action potential involved in contraction. The record is from RefSeq and is a predicted model, not a curated record. Bases 948 to 1619 code for a protein of 223 amino acids. Lineage: Eukaryota; Metazoa; Chordata; Actinopteri; Syngnathiformes; Callionymidae. The transcript is spliced from 6 exons. Gene Ontology annotation, molecular function: sodium channel regulator activity. Gene Ontology annotation, cellular component: voltage-gated sodium channel complex.